AUGAAUUCAUAAUUGAAUACAGAUAAAGAUAGUGUCUACCAUUUUUUAAAAAAGUUGAAUGGAGAUGUUUAAUAAACAAUAAAUGAAAUGCGUAGCGAUUUUGACAAAAACCCUAGCUCUUAAAACAUUAAAGAUAGAUUUCUUAAAUGGAAGACCAAAUAUUCUGAAAUAGUAAACAAUUCUCUAAAAGAACAUAUAUUCACAAAUGAAACAGAUAUAGCUAACUUUGACUUCAAAGACUUUUUGAAUAAAAUCACUGAAGAUUAUUAAAAUGAAAAUGAAUUUUUAGAUUUGCUUAAAAAUUUAAAUCAGGAAAUUGAAAGCCUCAAAGAAUUUAUAAAAUCCCAUCUAGUUAAAGAUCCAUCUAUAUACUUUGUUAAGGAAAUUUGA
Tetrahymena thermophila SB210 is the source of this 390-nucleotide messenger RNA. RefSeq lists its product as hypothetical. The record is from RefSeq and is a predicted model, not a curated record. NCBI's taxonomy places the organism in Eukaryota, Ciliophora, Oligohymenophorea, Hymenostomatida, Tetrahymenidae. The transcript has 2 exons.